GGCGGAGAAGGGGUGGCCUGGACCACUUUCCCGCGAGCGAGGACCCAGCGCGGCCUUCGAGAAGCCGAAGGGCAAGCUCGGGCAGCUCCCCAGAGGCUCUCGCGGUGAUAAAACUUGAGACAAAACAAGGAGGGGCGGCUCGGCGUCUCCUGAGUCCAAUCCUGGCUCAGGAGUGCACACGCUCUCGGGCAGGCAAGCCUGAAAGAGGCCGGGGCGACUUAACGAGCAGCCGAGAGAAGCGCACCUUCCGCGCCGCUGCACGUCGGCGGGCUCUGGUCUCUCGCAUCCCGCUUGGUGCUGCGUCCUCCGCCCCGGCCCCGCGCCCCCAUGGCCACCGCCGGGCCCCGGAGCUGCCUGCGCGGAGCCCUCUGCAAACAACUGCUGCUGACCCUUGUGGUCUUCAGUUUUGCUUGUGAAGCCUGCAAAAAGGUGAUAUUUAAUAUACCUUCCAAACUAGAGGCAGACAAAAUUGUUGGCAGAGUUAAUUUGAAAGAGUGCCUCAGGUCUGCAGACCAAAUCCAGUCCAGUGAUCCUGAUUUCAGAGUUCUAGAAGAUGGGUCAGUAUACACAACCCACGCUGUUGUGUUGUCUGAUGAGAAAAGAUCUUUCACCAUACGGCUUUCUGACUCAAAGAAACAGACACACAAAGAGAUUCCUGUGCUCCUGGAACAUCAGAAGAAGGUACUGAGGAAAAGACACACUAAAGAGACUGUUCUCAGGCGUUCCAAGAGGAGAUGGGCACCCAUUCCCUGCUCAAUGCAAGAGAAUUCCCUGGGCCCUUUCCCUUUGUUCCUUCAACAAGUUCAAUCUGAUGCGGCCCAGAACUACACCAUCUUCUACUCAAUAAGUGGGCGUGGAGUUGACCAACAACCUUUAAAUUUGUUUUUCAUAGAAAAAGAUACUGGAAAUCUGUAUUGUACCCGGCCUGUGGAUCGUGAAGAAUAUGAUGUUUUUGAUCUUAUUGCCUAUGCGUCAACUGCCGAUGGGUAUUCUGCAGACUUACCUCUUCCACUGCCCAUCAGAGUGGAGGAUGAAAAUGACAACUACCCUGUUUUCACAGAAGCAAUUUUUAAUUUUGAAGUUCCAGAAAGCAGUAGAAUUGGUACUACAGUGGGAGUGGUUUGUGCCACGGACAGAGAUGAACCAGACACGAUGCACACGCGCCUGAAGUAUAGCAUCUUGGAGCAGACGCCAAGAUCACCGGGGCUCUUUUCUGUGCAUCCCAGCACAGGCGCAAUCACCAUAGUCUCUCAUUAUUUGGACAGAGAGGUUGUAGACAAGUACACAUUGAAAAUGAAAGUACAAGAUAUGGAUGGUCAGUUUUUUGGAUUGAUGAACACAGCGACUUGCAUCAUAACAGUAAAAGAUUCAAAUGACAAUUUACCCACUUUCAGACAAAAUGCUUAUGAAGCAUCAGUAGAGGAAAAUACAGUCAAUGUGGAAAUCUUACGAAUACCUAUAGAAGAUAAGGAUUUAAUUAACACUGCCAAUUGGAGAGCCAAUUUUACUAUUUUAAAGGGCAAUGAAAAUGGACAUUUCAAAAUCAGUACAGACAAAGAAACUAAUGAAGGUGUUCUCUGUGUUGUAAAGCCACUGAAUUAUGAAGAAAACCGUCAAGUGGUCCUGGAAAUCGGAGUAAGCAAUGAAGCUCCCUUAGCGAGAGAUGUUGCACUCAGAAUGACCACCAUGAACAGGGCCGUGGUCACAGUUCACGUGAAGGAUCAGGACGAAGGGCCUGAGUGCAUGCCUGCCGUCCAAUAUGUACGGAUUAAAGAAAACUCCCCAGUGGGGUCAAAGAUCAAUGGCUAUAAGGCGUAUGACCCUGAAAGUAGAAGUAGCAGUGGUUUAAGGUACAGAAUAUUGCAUGAUCCUAAAGGGUGGAUCACCAUUAAUGAAAUUUCAGGCUCAAUUGAAACUUCCAAAAUCUUGGACAGGGAGGCCACAACUUCCAGAAGUGACUUGUAUAAUGUUACAGUCCUGGCAAUAGAUCAAGAUGGUAGAUCAUGUACUGGAACCCUUGCAGUUAACAUUGAAGAUGUGAAUGAUAAUCCACCGAGAAUAAUUCAAGAUUAUCUAGUAAUUUGCAAACCGAGGAUGGAGUAUGUUGACGUUUUAGCUGUUGAUCCUGACGAGCCCAUCCACGGUGCUCCAUUUUACUUCGACUUGGCAAACACGUCUCCAGAAAUCAACCGACUGUGGACCCUCACCAGAGUUAAUGAUACAGCUGCCCGUCUUUCAUAUCAGAAAAACGCCAAAUUCCAAGAAUAUUAUAUUCCUGUUACUGUAAAAGAUAGAGCAGGUCAAUCUACAACAAAAACCUUGAGAGUGAACCUCUGUGACUGUAUUCAUCCAGGUCAAUGUCGCGCCACUGCACGGAGUACAGGAGGGACACUUGGCAAGUGGGCGAUCCUUGCGAUACUUCUGGGUGUAGCAUUACUUUUCUCUAUACUGCUAACUUUAGUAUGUGGACUUGUUAGCGCCAGAAAUAGAAAAGGUUUUCCUGAAGAUGUGGCACAGCAAAACUUAAUCAUAUCAAACACAGAAGCACCUGGAGAUGAUAAGGUGUGUUCUGCCAAUGGGUUUAUGACCCAUACAGUCAACAACUCUAGCCAAGGCUUUUGUGGUACUGUGGGAUCAGGAGUCAAAACUGGAGGGCAGGAAACCAUUGAAAUGGUAAAAGGAGGACACCAGACCUUGGAAUCGUGCCGGGGGGCCGGGCACCAUCACACCCUAGAGUCCUGCAGAGCAGGCACCGCGGAGGUGGACAACUCCAGGCACACGUACUCGGAGUGGUGCGGUUUCACUCAGUCCCGCCUUGGUGAAAAAUUGCAUGUGUGUAAUCAGGAUGAAGACCUCAUGCCAUCCCAAGAUUAUGUUCUUUCGUAUAACUAUGAAGGAAGAGGGUCUCCAGCUGGUUCUGUAGGUUGCUGCAGUGAAAAACAGGAAGAAGAUAGCCUUGACUUUUUAAAUAAUUUGGAAACCAAAUUUACUGCCUUAGCAGAAACAUGCACAAAGAAAUAAUGUUACAGUGCUACAAUUAGACAUGUCUUUGUCAGACAUUCUGGAGGUAUCCAAAAGGGAUACUGUAAAAUUCAAUUUAUAUCUAGAUAUCUAGAUAUAUAUGAAUAUGAAUAUGUAUGAACUUUUCUAAAUUUUUUGAAUUAUGUACCAAUUUGUAGUUUAAAGCAAUUUGUUACUUAUCUUUUCAGGAAGUUUAAAAUGUUAAUACAGAUUUUGCCUCUUUUACUGCUGAGUAAAUAGACAACCAACAAAUCUCAUGCUAUAGCACUGGAAUUAAGGUCUAUAAAGGAUCUCCUCUUCUUUACAGAUAUUUUCCCAAUAGAUACAUUGACUAAAUAUUAGUCCAAGAAUAGAAGCUGUACUUGAUUGAAUAUAGAAGAACAGCUUUUGGGCUAGAAAUUCCAUUCUUGUUCCAGAUUUAGAUAAAAGUGGAAUAUUAAUCAUUAUGGUAAAUUAUGUUGGAUUUUUUAGCUCUAAAAAAUCAGUAGCACCUGGUCUUUUCUUCUGACAGCUACUAGAAUUUUGUUUUCCUUUUGGGUACCAGUUAGAUCAGGAAGAACAGUUCUAGCUACUCAAUUGCCCUAAUAAGUUCUCAAAAACACAGAGCCACAACAUGAAAACUGCACCAGGAAGGUGUAAACCCAAAAAAGUGUUUUUGUACUUUUGAAAAUGUGUUUUAUAGUUUACAAAAGGAUUGUUAUGAGGAAUAUGUCUGUUUCCUUAAUCUCAAGAAACAAAACUAUUUUCACCAUACAGAGAGUUAUUGCCAAUAGUUAAUGAAAAAUACUAAAGGGCUUCUAUUGAGAUUGUUAUUACAAAUCUUUUUCCUGAGAUUCAGAACUACUAUUGAUAACUUGCCAGUAAUGAAAAUUAUGCUGAGAAAAAGUUGCUUUUCUUCUCUUGAGAAUUGUACUCUCGUAUUUUCAUUUGCAGGUUUAGCACACGUGGCUCUUUAUUUCCUCUCGACAGUAGUCAUCUGCAAUUAGAAUAUCUUAUCCUUAGAUGGACUAUAGUUAUGUCAUAGAGUCAGUCUGAAGAAACAGAAUCCCUCCAUAGUUAUGGGUAGCAAUGAGUGUUUACCAUGCAUUUCUAUUCACUACCAUUUUCAAAUAAAAUACAUUAUUUCUUAUUAAAGCAGGUAAAUAUUACACAACGCUAGAAAGAAUCAAACCAAUGUAGGGGAACUUAAACCUUAGGUGCAAUUUAACAUCUUCCAAGAUGUAGCUUAAAUUUAGUGCUUCUCAAAGUCAUUUAUGUGCUAGAGCCUCUGGAAGGCCUUGCAAAAUUCCCCAAGCAAUGGCAUUUAAACUUAAAAUAAUUAACAUCUAAUCUUAUGAUAAACCUAAUAUCACAUUAUUGUAUACUCACUUCAAAUGGUAAUUUAAAAAAUAGACAACAAAUAAUAGGUGUCACUAUUAAAGUUGUGAUUUUGAAAGAAAAAUAAUUGAUUAAAUUAAUUUUAAAAUUUUGUAGCUAUGAAGAAUUGGGACCUGCCCCCCACCCCUGUAAAAAAAACAAUUCUUUAUUUGACUUUGGAGGCAGAAUUUGUUGAGCUAGCACAUGAAGUGGCAAUGUCCUAUAGGAAUACAGUUUGAACUAUAUAUAUGUGUGUGUGUGUGUGUAUAUAUAUAUUGUAUAUAUAUACAAUUUUAUAUAUAUACAAUAUAUAAUUUUAUAUAUAUACAUACACACACGUAUAUAUACACACAUACAUAUUAGUGGUUUAUUAUAUAUAUAACCAUUAAUCAAUGCAACAUUUAAAACAAAGUGAAAAACAAAGGGGAAGAUAUUAAUUUUAAAUGAGGCUGGGGUGUGGUAUGUCCUAUAAUAGAAAUCCAGGAUUUAAAAAAGAGAGAGAACUUAAAUGUUUGGUUCUUAGGUGCUGCAUGAUAAGUAAUCAGAUCAGGAAAUAGUUCAUGUACAUUUAUGUAAUUUGUUUAAAAUUAUAUAUAGCUAAUUAAACUUUUCUGGUUUCAGUGAAAAGGAAAGAGGGGAUCAGGUGGAACAGUAGAUAUGCUUAGCAGGCUCUUUCUGCAUCUACAAACUGGGAGCAAACUGGUGACUGGCUGUCACAGUUAGGGCUCCCGGACUUACAGUGGCAGGUUUCCAGAGAUGAAAUGUUUUUCUUGGAGCUAAUACUAAAAACUUCUUUUAACCUAAUUCUAGUAAAAAUAAAUCUAUCACCAUUUUCUUUGUCUCUCCUACCAAUCGACAUUUAAAAAAUUUAGAGCCAAAUAACCAUGUUCUCCAGGUCAGAUUUUAAAGGAUAAAGGGAGCUGGCUGGGGGGUGAAUCUUACAAAACUGAGGCAUGACUGACCCAAGACCCCAAACCCGUCACCUUUGCACUGUAUUCUAAUCGGAGUCUGGAAACUAUAAAAUGUCAUUUUCCUGCUCACUGCCCUGUUUUAAAGAGACAUAGAUGUGAUUCAAGGAAAUCAGCCCUCCCAUCAGGCCCUCUUUCUUUAAUCUCUCUCCCAACCUUGUCAAUAACAAUUCGUUGGCAAAUACUCCAGGCUGUCAAUCACCCUCCAGUAUGAAUUACUUUUUAUGAGUUUACUUUCUUACGAGGAUUUUUAAAAUAAUAGAAGAAUUAAGAAUUUUGAAUUCAUAAAAGAAAAAUAUUGUGUAGUCAUUUGGGGACACCUGGAACUCUGGGAGAGGGUAAACCCAAGUGGGGUAUUUGCAUGGUCAAAGAGCAACAUGAAAACCCAGGCCUUCAAAGGCAAAGAGGGAGGCCACUGAAGGGAUAUGAAAAAUAAAAAAGGGACAUGAGUAGUAAUAAAAGCAACAUUGCUUCUUAAUUUGUCCUAGGCCAGGCCCUUCCUUUUCCUUCUUUUCUCAGGCCAGUGGCAGCUGCCAUUUGAUUUUGGUGGUGUCACUGACCCUUUCUCUGUGCCUCACCUUAUUUGGAGUGUGGAAUUGAGAAGAGAGCUGACUGCUUGCUGAGUCUAAAGGCAUUUUCAGGAUGGGCCUGAACUGGUUGUGUGGGACAAACCAUGCACUCACGGGGAAUGCUGGAUUCCUUAUGCAGUCCUCUGGGCACUGAGACAGAAGGUCUCCAGUUAAACGAGUAUCUGAAGUUUCUGUUUGAUGCUCCACUUUCUGUUUUCUAAUUUGCCCUGAAACCUAGCUUUUUAGAUGGAGACAUUUUAAAGAAUAAUUUUCCUUUUAAAGACUUCUUAUUUUUAAUGUAAACAUUUUUUAACAUAUAGUAUUCUUUCCUUAUAUGUGUUAAGAUGAAAAUUAUGCUAUUUUAGUGUGAAAGAAAAUAUCUUUAUGAAGCUUUCCUUUUUCUUCCAGUGAAUGUUCUUGAAUUUUUACAUAAAUGUAGUUUUUUCUUAUUUUUGUAAGGAAGCUGCUAACUAUCUGUCUAAAAUACAGUGAGGUUUUGCAACAUUUUUAACAGCUUUAAUUUUGCUAAGUUAAUUUGCUUUUGGAGAAACUGGGCAGGUUAAAGUAAGCAAAAAUUUAAUGUGUAAAGCAAUAUUUACAGGUGGGGUGGGAUGUAAUAAAACAAUGUUAACUUGA
Messenger RNA from Hippopotamus amphibius kiboko, 6550 nucleotides. It is a transcript of the gene DSC3, whose product is annotated as desmocollin 3. Gene Ontology annotation, biological process: homophilic cell-cell adhesion. The record is from RefSeq and is a predicted model, not a curated record. The transcript is spliced from 16 exons. Gene Ontology annotation, molecular function: calcium ion binding; gamma-catenin binding. Lineage: Eukaryota; Metazoa; Chordata; Mammalia; Artiodactyla; Hippopotamidae. Gene Ontology annotation, cellular component: plasma membrane; desmosome. The coding region runs from base 328 to 3021 and encodes 897 amino acids.